Leptidea sinapis is the source of this 1414-nucleotide messenger RNA. RefSeq lists its product as uncharacterized. NCBI's taxonomy places the organism in Eukaryota, Metazoa, Arthropoda, Insecta, Lepidoptera, Pieridae. Gene Ontology annotation, cellular component: cytoplasm. Gene Ontology annotation, molecular function: oxidoreductase activity; nucleotide binding. Bases 91 to 1266 code for a protein of 391 amino acids. The record is from RefSeq and is a predicted model, not a curated record. The transcript has 7 exons. Gene Ontology annotation, biological process: NADPH regeneration.
UCCCUAUAUUUUCCGGUGGAUAAUUAUUAAUUAAGUUAUCGGCCCUAAUAGAUCGCUCCCGUUAGUACGAGUUAGGUGAUACCAUCAACAAUGGCUACUAGGAAGUUUGCAGGUGUAUCACCAUAUAAACGACAGCACACUCAUCCGGAUUCAGACUACACUUUCAAGGAAUUUCUCAACAAUGUGAGUUUGGUAUCUGAUAAGCCGGGGAAGAAGCCGCCGGUUGUCGGUGCAAUCUUCGGUCUGGGUCGAGCUGGCUCCAUCCACUUCACCAGUAUUGUACGCAAUCCUCGCAUUGUUAUGAAAUACGUUGUUGAUGAUCGACCCGAGAAGUUUGCUGAGUUGAAAUCUUUCUGGGACCUUAGCGACGAUGUCAUUUUCCUAACUUCGAAAGAGAGCGACCGUGUAUAUAAAGACAAAUCCGUAAACGUAGUUUUUAUCGGCUCACCAACAUACACCCACCACGCAAUUGUAGUCAAUUGUAUAGCUAAUAAUAAGGAUGUUUUUUGUGAGAAACCCAUUGCUGAGAACAUUGAAGAUACCAGAAAGUGUUUCGAUGCAGCUAAAGCUAAGGGCCGCAUAUUAUUUGCUGCAUUUAAUCGCCGUUUCGAUCCCGCCUACAGAAACUUGAAGAACAAAGUUAGGGAAGGGACAGUUGGCCACGUACAGGUUGUGAAAGUAACUGCUAGGGAUUCACCGCUGCCGUCAAUCGAGUACUUAGCUAGUUCAGGCGGUGUAUUUCACGACUGUCUCGUACAUGACUUCGAUAUGGCUUGUUGGGUUUUGGGAGAGUUACCCAAUAAAGUUCAGGCAACUGCGACAGCGCUUAUUCCAGAGAUAAAGGCCAUCAACGACUUUGACAACAUUGCAUUCCUGUUGACCUUUCCAUCCGGAGCCAUUGCAAUUGGAGAUAACAGUCGCUACAGUGCGUAUGGAUAUGACCAAAGACUCGAAGUAUUCGGAGAUAAGGGCAUGAUAAAGGUUGAGAAUGAGAAGCCCACACACUCCACUGAGUACGUUAUAGGACAGGAGGGCGUGAAGUAUCACCCGAUCUACUACUCCUUUCCGUCCCGCUACAAAGCGGCUUAUGAACGAGAAUUAGAUCAUUUCUUAGAUGUAGUUCAAUAUGGAGUACCACAAGAUGUCACCAGCUGGCAGACUCUUGCUGUUACAAAGAUUGCAACGGCUGCAGAAGAGAGCGCACGCACAGGAAAAACAAUUGAAUUGGACUGGAGCAAGGAUGGCAUCCCGGAACAAUAUUCUUAAACCUGGAAAUCGAAUAAAAUGUUUGUUUUUCUAGUCCCUACUGACCCUUUUGGAUUUAUUGCAUCCGCAAAUUAGGAUCAUCUCUCUAGGGACAUACGACUUUGUGAUAUCAAUUGGGGAAAAAAUAAAGUUUAUUGACUAUUUACAA